Messenger RNA from Colletotrichum navitas, 478 nucleotides. RefSeq lists its product as uncharacterized. The record is from RefSeq and is a predicted model, not a curated record. Gene Ontology annotation, molecular function: monooxygenase activity; iron ion binding; oxidoreductase activity, acting on paired donors, with incorporation or reduction of molecular oxygen. NCBI's taxonomy places the organism in Eukaryota, Fungi, Ascomycota, Sordariomycetes, Glomerellales, Glomerellaceae. The coding region runs from base 51 to 413 and encodes 120 amino acids. The transcript has 2 exons.
GGAGCCACGCCGUGCGUGCCAGCACUUAUAUCGUGCUAUCGCCCUACGCCAUGGGGCGGUCCCAGGCCAUCUGGGGCCCCACGGCAUCCACUUUUGACCCUGGGCGGUGGAUCACGCCCUAUCAGGGUCGCGAUGGAGACGUAUCGGCAUCUUCUCUACCCACCGAAGAUCUUAUUCGCUCGCCCCGCGGCACGCUCAACGAGCACGGAGGGGCCGCGAAGGGCCACCAGUACGGCAUGCUGACAUUCCUAAAGGGCCCAAAGGGGUGCACAGGCGAGCGCUUUGUCAAGGCCGAGAUGCGUCGCGUCGUCGCCGUACUGGUGGCGGGGUUCCAGUGGACGCCCGCGCAGACCCACGAACCAGAGCAGGUUGGCAUCUUAGUGAUUAAACCGGCCGGCAGAAUCGCUGUAUAAGUACGACUAAUCGCGCCUGUGGUGGUUCCGAAGCAAAGUAAAUGAGUUAGUGUACUAGUAUAGAG